This is a messenger RNA of Cladophialophora immunda, 2742 nucleotides long. RefSeq lists its product as uncharacterized. Gene Ontology annotation, molecular function: protein binding. The record is from RefSeq and is a predicted model, not a curated record. The transcript is spliced from 11 exons. The coding region runs from base 1 to 2742 and encodes 913 amino acids. NCBI's taxonomy places the organism in Eukaryota, Fungi, Ascomycota, Eurotiomycetes, Chaetothyriales, Herpotrichiellaceae.
AUGGAGGGAGAGAAAUUUGAUGAAAUCUACAUUCAGCAAUGGCAGCAGACUAUGUCACGAUGCCGAAAGAGUCUUGAGCGUUAUGACCUCAAGCAGGUCGAAGAGAUUGAGAGUCCGCAAACUGUGCGACAGAAGAUCAGCGAGUUACGCAGUGGGUACUCCGACAAUGCUGCCUCAUCAGAACUUGCGAUGCUGGUACCCAGUCUCGCACAUCUGGAAAAGCUAUCUUCAAGCUUUGUGACUAUGUUGGAAUCUCACAUUUCUGUUUCGAUCUUCUGGGGACUGUUGUGGCUGGAUAUUAGACUGGCCUCUCAAACAGAAAACGCCCUAUUCCGCGUGGCACGAAUGCUAAAGGUGUUCGGCCACAAGGCUGAGCUGUUCAACGGGCACAGUAGCUCGGCCGACCUUCACCAUAAGAAAGAGAUUGCUACAGAAGUGCAUAUGGAAUUACUCCUUUUCUUGAGCGAAGUCGUGAAGUUCUUCAGGGGUGGCACUUUCGACCAUAACGAUGACGAAGCUUGGCGGCCUUUGAACCAGCAAUACAAAGUCACCAUUCAAGCCAUCGACGAAGCCUUCGGGCGGAUUGAGCGCCUCUCAAAGCUUGCCAAAUGUAAUCAUCAAGCCGAAGAGCUCGCCAAAUUCCAGAGUUUGCUCUCAAUCACACCCGAAACGUUCUCUGAAAACGUCAAGCUGCCUUGUAUCGUCCUUCCUGCUGUCAGAAACACCCGCUUCUUCGAUCGCGAUGCCUAUAUGGCCAAGAUCGAUGAGAUAUUCCACGCGAAACUACUGGAUGACACAUCCGGUGAUGUCCGGUCUGUGGCAUUGUAUGGCCUGGGAGGAAAGAAGUCACAAGAAUUGGAUGCUAUAUUUUGGGUGCACAGCCAGACUUCCACUGCCAUAGCGCAAAGCUUCAGCGAAAUUGCCAUCAGACUACAAAUUCCUAACGCGAAGCCUCAACAGCAUACAGAGAACCGUGUUCUCGUCCUCAGCUGGUUACAAAGAACAGUCGCGAAGUGGCUAAUUAUCUUCGAUAAUGCCGAAGAUGCUAACCUUUUACUGGAGUACUGGCCCAUGGCUUCUCGUGGUUCCAUAAUUAUCACCACCAGAAACCAUGCCCUUGCUUUCGAGCCAGCCGAGGCCGGAAUUGAAGUGGCUCACUUUGAUCCCUCGGAGGGGUCUGGAUUCCUGAUUCAUUUACUCUCAAUGGACAUCGCUAACGAUCUCAACAACGCUGAGACACAGUCUGCCUUGGAACUGUCGGAAAGACUGAGUGGACACGCCCUGGCUAUAAGUCAGAUGGCCGGCCUCAUACACAGACGAGCUUGGUCCAUUGGCGAUUUUAUCCGGAUGUACGACAAAAACAUGCAGAAAUUUCUCACAUCGACAGGACGCGGUGCAGGACUGGAUACUGUCUGGAAGCUCUCGUUCGAAUCGCUCGACCGACCUGCUUUUAGUUUGCUUGGCAUAAUGUCAUGGUUGAUGCCUGAUGAGAUUCCAUACGCAUUGUUCGAAACUUCGAAUCCGUCGAAUCUCCCAGAAUCACUUAGCUUUCUGUUGGACGAAUUUGACUUCUCGGAAGUUGUCGAAACGCUACUGAACCUGUCUCUCAUCAAGAAAGACCGAACAACCCGCAAUUUUUCUUUGCAUCGCCUGGUGCAGACUCAAUUCAGGUAUCACAUGAGCGUGGCAGAUCGUCAGGAAUCCUUUGGGAAUGCCGCCAAGCGACUCAAUGCCGUAUUUCCAGCGAAGCCGAGAGUGAUAGGUCAGAUGUACAAUCUGUGGGAGAGAUGUCAAAAGUACCUUCAACACGUCCUAAGCCUCGUCGAGCAGUACAAAAGAGAAAGCGUUGGCCAGCAGCCUCUCAAACCUACUCUGGAUUUUAUUCAAUUGGCUACUCACUGUGCAAGGUAUCUUCUCGAGAUUGGAUCAUACGUGGAGCUGGCGAACAUUGUCAACGUCGCCCGCGACAGCUACAACGCUUGGGACGAUAGAGCUGAAAAUCCGCUUAUGCUUGCUCUUAUCUUGGUGCCAACGAGUACUAUGUGGCUACACAGAAGUGACCUUGAGCUUAGUGAGAACUUGCUCAAAGACGUGAUAGGCUUGUAUGAGACGUACGGGAGCUCUGAUCCAAUCAACUUCAUUGGACCAUAUAACAACAUGGGAAAUGCCACGGCAUCGACAAACAAGUACGAUGAGGCCGUCGAAUGGUAUACAAAGAAACCUGGAGUCCUCCGAAAACUGGGCUAUGCUCGCAUUAGAUUGACCAUUGACAUCAGCACUCACUUCGCCAUUGGUAACUUUUACUUUCGCAACGGCGAGUAUUCCUCUGCAAAACAAAGCUUCGAGGAAGCAAGGGAUGUGUGGACGCAACAUGAUCACGCACCAACUCAUGUUUUCCAUGGGGCAUGUGUGUACAAAAUCGGCUGCACCGCUCUGGACCUUGGCCAGAAUGAAGAAUCAAUCACCGCCUUGGAACAUGCAGUCGUCAUUUCAGGAGUACAGAAGCAUCAGCUGACCAGCGAAUAUGCAAGGUCUGUGUUCAAGCUUUCAAUGGCGUUGCGCACGAGACCUACUGCACAGCUCGAAGCAGAUUCUUGGAAAAGCGAAGUAGAACGUCUCUACAGAGAGCUCCGCAAAGACACGCUGCCAGAGCAAUUCCUGACAAUGAAAAGGCUUUUGACGACCUUAGAUAUGCAAGUGUAUUUGCCAAGCUCAAGUAGACAAGCCUUCGGACCUAAAUAG